Wasmannia auropunctata (little fire ant) is the source of this 3409-nucleotide messenger RNA. RefSeq lists its product as uncharacterized. The annotation marks the transcript as partial. NCBI's taxonomy places the organism in Eukaryota, Metazoa, Arthropoda, Insecta, Hymenoptera, Formicidae. The record is from RefSeq and is a predicted model, not a curated record. The transcript has 2 exons.
GGAUCAUCGCGGACUAUCGUUGCAGAAGAGGAUCACCGCGAACCUUCGUCGCAGAAGAGGAUUAUCGCGAACCUUUGUCGCAGAAGAGGAUCAUCGCGGACCAUCGUCGCAGAAGAGGAUCACCGCGGACCUUCGUCGCAGAAGAGGAUCUUCACGGACUUUUGUCGCAGAAGAGGAUCACCGCGGACGUUCGUCGCAGAAGAGGAUCGUCACGGACUUUUGUCGCAGAAGAAGAUCAUCGCGGACCAUCGUCGCAGAAUAGGAUUAUUGCGGACCUUCGUCGCAGAAGAGGAUCAUCGCGGACCAUCGUCGCAGAAUAGGAUUAUUGCGGACCUUCGUCGCAGAAGAGGAUCAUCACGGAUCUUUGUCACAGAAGAGGAUCAUCGCGGACCUUCGUCGCAGAAGAGGAUCAUCGUGGACCUUCGUCGCAGAAGAGGAUCAUCGCGGACCUUCGUCGCAAAAGAGGAUCAUCGCGGACCAUUGUCGCAGAAGAGGAUCACCGCGGACCUUCGUCGCAGAAUAGGAUUAUUGCGGACCUUCGUCGCAGAAGAGGAUCAUCGCGGAUCUUUGUCACAGAAGAGGAUCAUCGUGGACCUUUGUCGCAGAAGAGGAUCAUCGCGGAUCUUCGUCGUAGAAGAGGAUCAUCGAGGACCUUCAUCGCAGAAGAGGAUCAUCGCGGACCUUCGUCGCAGAAGAGGAUCAUCGUGGAUCUUUGUCGCAGAAAAGGAUCAUCGCGGUUCUUCAUCGCAGAAGAGGAUCGUCGCGGAUUUUCGUCGCAGAAGAGGAUCGUCGCGGAUUUUCGUCGCAGAAGAGGAUCAUCGUGGAACUUCGUCGCAGGACAAGAUUAUCGCGGAACUUUGUUAUCAUAGGAUUUUGUUGGAGAAUAAAAUCAUCAUAGAAUUUCAUUACUGAAGACUAUCAUCACAGGACUAUCAUCAUGUCAUUUUGUAGGAUUAUCGUAAAACUUUGUUAAAGAAAAGAAUUAUUUUAAAGAUUAUUACAAGACUUUGUUAUGUAAGAGAAUUGUAUCAUGAAACUCGCAGAGGAUCCCGGGAUUUCAUCGCAGAAAAGGAUUAUUGCAAAACUCUGUUGCAGAAGAGGUACUUUAUUACAAAAAAAAUUAAUGUGGGAUUUUACUGUAGAAGAGGAGCAUUAUUACAAAAUUUUGUCGCAGAAAAGUAAUCAUGGAACUCCGUCGUAGAAGAGAUCACAAAAGUCCAUUACAAAAAAAAUCAUGAAAUUUCAUCGCACAAGAGGAUUUUUAUCAUCGAAUUUCAUCACGGAAGAGCUAGAAGAGAAUCAUCACGGAAGUCCAUCACAAAAAAAAUCAUGAAACUUCGUCGCAUAAGAGAGUUUUUAUCAUCGAAUUCCAUUACGGAAGAGUUAGAAUUAUCAUGGAAAUCAUCACAGAAGAUUAUUGUGAAACUUCAUCACAGAAUAUGACUUAUGAGGCUUUGUCACAAAAGAGUUGACUUCAUUGUAGAUAAAGAUCGUUGUGAGAUUGCGCUAUAAACGAGGAUCUUGUUAAUAGUUAUCACAAAGAAAAUUAUUGCCAAAUUGAUCACACAAUUAUGUCAUAUGUGAUAUACUAUUUAUAUCAUGUAUAAAUUAUUAGAUAUUCGUUUUUUUUAAAUAAAAUUAUCUGAUAUUUUAUUGUAAAAUAAGAUCAUGAUGUGAGAAACUUCGGCUUAGAAGAAAAUACAAAACUACGUCAUAGGCGAGAAUCAAUGAGAGUUUUGAAAAAAAGGAUUAUCUUGAACAUAUAUCACAGAAGAAAUCAUCGUAGAAAAACUUGCAAAAAAGAAUUGUCCGACUUCGUAAAAAAUUGUCAAAGAGUUUAUAUACAUAGAGUAGAAGAGACCUAGUGGCGCCUUUGACUGGAACCGUGAGCUGACAGAAAGAGAAAGAAAAUGGUAGAGUGAAGGGUACAUCCAUCUUUUAUCUUUUUCUCGCAUGCGCGAUUGAACAAGGAUGCAGAUGGGCGACUCGUUUUCAGUCUCUUUUUAUGUGCUCACGCAUUCUUAGUUGGCUCCUCUACACCUUGAAAAUUGUCGCAGAAUUAUCGUAGAGAAAAAUCAUCGCUUUAUUACAAAAUAAAAUCAUGAUAUUCGAGUAUAGAAACUGAGAAUUUUAGCAUGAAAUUUUGAUGAAAUCAUAAAUCAUCGAUAUUGAUAUCAAUCUAUCAGAGAUUAAAUUUAUUAAUAUAGUUAUAGAAUUUUAUUCUAAUCGAUUAAUUGCGGGAUAUUCAACAUUAUAAACUUCGUUAUCGUUAAAAUUUAAACUUAUUAUUAUAGAAUUAGUAUCUUCAGUAUUAUAAAGCAAAUUUAGAUUUUCAAUAUUAUAAGAUAUGAAUCUCAAACUUAUCUUAUUUCAAAACAAAAUAUAUGAAAAUUUUGUCAUGAGCUUUAAAACUUUGAUAUACAAUCUGUAACUAAUUGACAUUGAGACUUUAAAAAUUCGAUAACGACUUAGAGUUUCAACUAGGAUUUGAAGCAUUUUGAUAUUAUGAAAUCUGGAAUUUUGCAAUAUUCCAUUAGCUUCGGCGUCAUGAGAUCUAGAACCUUGACAUAGAUUCUAGAAUUUUCGAACAUUAUUGGUCCUGGAACUUUAUCUUACUCCAUUUUAACUUAUCGGAACAUCGACAUCAUAGGAUCUAGAGCAUUGUUAUUUUAACACCUGGAGCAUUGUAGAAUCUGGAGUCUCGUGGAAUUUGAAGCCUCGCCAUCGUGGGAUUUGGAACCUCGGCAUCGUGGGAUCUGGAGCCUCGGCAUCAUAGGACCUGGAGCUUCAGUAUCGUGGAACUUGGAGAUUUCAAGUUGAAUCUUUAAUAUUAUGGGAUUUAUAAUUUUGCAACCUAGAAAUAUUAAUAAUCUCGUCGGACAUCGUGGGAUCUGAAUCUUCGUAACAUUGUAAGAUUUGAAGUUUAACAUCGUAAGAUGUCUGAAAUUUUGAUGACAUUUUGAGUUUUCAUUAUUAUGAAAUUUUGAUUGUAAAUAUUAUAUUAUAUUACUCUAAAUCUUGGUAUCAAAAGUUAAAGUUGUUAUUAAGAAAUUGAAUUUUCAACAUUAUGGAUUUAAAUUUUUAACUUGGCAAAAUCUGAGCUUUUAUCAAGAGUUGUUGCAUUAUAAGAUUUAUAUUCUAUAAAUCACUAUAAGAUCUACUACAUUGUGAGAUUUAUAUAAUAUAAGAUAAAAUAAAAUUUUGAGAUAGCUUUUCAGAUGUUUUAAUUUACCGAUCUAAUUUUUGAAUUUAUUUUUUAUAUUUUAAUACUGGUGGCUGUAGAAUGCACACAUUUUCAUGAUCAAGCGAGUGACUUCGAUUUAUUUUAUAUUCACUGAACACGGUUAAAAAUAUGAGCCGAAAUGUCUAAAAUAUAUGAGAAUAAAACUCUUUAUUUUUUAAUAUUAAA